AUGGCAACCCCUCAACUCUACGAUUGGCUUGUCCAAACUCCUGCAAACGCAGAAGAUCUUGAGAAUCGGAUCAACACCCGCCCUGCACACCUAGAGCAUAACAAGCCACUUAUCGAAGCUGGAGUACUUGUUUGGGGUGGACCUUCGCUGGCAUCCCACCCGCAGAGCACUGAAGAGCAGCUCUUGAUCACCGGAAGCGUACAGUGUAUUCGAGCUGAAAGUGAAGAGGCUGUGCGGAAUAUCAUUCGCAAUGAUCCAUAUUCCAAGGUUGGAUUUUGGGAUGCUGAGAGGGCUACAGUAACACCGAUGAAAUGUUUUCUUCGCAGGCCGCUUUAG
Molecule: messenger RNA, 336 nt
Organism: Penicillium soppii
Lineage: Eukaryota; Fungi; Ascomycota; Eurotiomycetes; Eurotiales; Aspergillaceae
Exons: 1
Coding region: 1-336 (111 amino acids)
Source: RefSeq, a predicted model, not a curated record